Messenger RNA from Phytophthora sojae, 1335 nucleotides. RefSeq lists its product as hypothetical. The coding region runs from base 847 to 1335 and encodes 162 amino acids. The transcript has a single exon. Lineage: Eukaryota; Oomycota; Peronosporomycetes; Peronosporales; Peronosporaceae. The record is from RefSeq and is a predicted model, not a curated record.
AAACUUCUACUGGAGGAAUAUCGGCUCGCGGUUGAAUACGUUCCCGGAGUGUAGAAUGUCGGUGCGGACGCCUUUUCCCGACUUCGUUACGACUUCGUGCAGCAGGCAACUGAAGACGAGCUUUGUGCAGUUGAAAAAGAAGAAAUCGCCAUUGACGGCGCUGUGAUGAAGCGCCACCCGCUUGAUGAUCCACUUGCAAGGCUAUCAUCGCCAGACUCGAAGCCAAAUAAGCUGACCCAGACUACGCUCUAAGACCUGCGCUGGGUACUGUACUGCUUCACUACCAGAAACGUGUUCUCGUCCCUCAGUCACUGCGCAAAGAUCUGAUCGAGCUCUAUCACGACUACGUCCUGCAUCCAGGAGGAGAGAAGCAGUAUCAGACGAUGUCUUCCACCUUCUUUUGGCCUGGAAUGGAGAAAGCAGUGCACGACUUCGUAAAAGCCUGCGUCCCGUGUAAGCGCGCAAAACUGCACGGUGGUAAGCAGCUCUAUGGCCGAAUUCCGCCAACUCCGUCGACGAACAAUGACCGUCCAUUCGACAUCGUGCAUGUGGAUUUAGUGGGGCCGCUACCUGGAGAUCACUAUUGCCUUACGGCGAUGAGCAGCAAUUUCGUUGGCUAGAAGUCAUCAUCCAGCAAGGCAAGACGUCAAAAGUGACCGCCAUUAGCUUUGAGCGCGUGUGGCUUUGUCGCUCCCUCGUCCGAGACAAGUUGUGCAUGAUCUCGGUCCCGAGUUCACUGGGGACGAGUUUCAGCAGCUUCUGUCAUCGCUCGCCAUAAAGGACAAGCCGAUCACCGCCAAAACCCCGCAAGCGAACGCAAUCUGUGAAAGAGUGCAUCUCGAGAUCAUGAACAUCCUCCGCGUGAGACCUGAUCUGAUGGAGCAGUUGGAAGUUGCUUUGGACUACGCAGCCUACGCUAUCAGAGCGAGCUACCACUCGGUCCUCCGCGCGUCGCCAGCUCAGCUACUCUUCGGAGAAGAUAUGAUCACGCGUCAACUCCAUUUCGCUAACUGGAGUUUCCUGUCCAAGCAGCGCUUCCUGUCUAUCCUGCAAGACAACGAACGAGAAAAUAUGAAGCGACUGCAGCACUUCUACAAGGUAGGCGACCAAGUCAUGCUGAGGAUUCCGGCUCGCGAGCGAAAAAAGACGGAUCCAGUCUCAAAAGGCCCGUACAUCAUCAAGGAAGUCUACGACAACGGCACGGUGCGCCUCGACACUGGCAGCACCGAGUGUCGCGCGUGUUCCCGGCGCCAACGACCGAAUGGCCUGAAUUCUCCGGACUAUACGUCUCGAUUCGCCCCGGGUGGUCGCAGGAAGUGGAUAACUACGCUGUAG